This is a messenger RNA of Physella acuta, 1122 nucleotides long. RefSeq lists its product as uncharacterized. Gene Ontology annotation, molecular function: GTP binding. The record is from RefSeq and is a predicted model, not a curated record. Lineage: Eukaryota; Metazoa; Mollusca; Gastropoda; Physidae.
AUGGUUGGAAAAACAGGAAAUGGCAAAAGCUCAACAGCAAACUCUAUUUUACAACUUGAUGCUUUUAAAAAAUCUGACGAUUUAACAUCGUGUACAUAUCUGACCAUGUCUGCUUCUGUUAAACGUAAAGAAUUAGAAAUAAAAGUUGUAGACAGUCCAGGGUAUAUGGAUCCAGAUGAGAAAAGAGAAAUAGACAACAUUGAUAUCCAAAUACCUGGAAUAAUGAGUGUCUGCUCAGAAGGUAUUCAUGCAAUGUUGUUAGUUUUUAAGUAUGGAAAUAGGUUCACAAAAGAAGAAUUCGAUACUGUGUGUAAAAUAAAAGAAAUGUUUGGCAAAAAUAUACUGAAAGAUCACGGUAUUAUUGUUUUUACAUUCGGAGAAAACUUUGAUAUGACUAAUGAACAAAUAGAAGACAGAGGUGAAGAUCCGAUCACGUUUGAAACUUGGUGUCGCAAGCAAGAUGGUGCAAUACAAAACUUAUUUACAGAAUGCGAUAACAGGAUUGUACUUGUUUAUAAUAGUGUUUUAGGACGGUUUAAGGAAAAGAAUAAAGAGUCAGUGAAACAGCUUAUGAAUAUUGCUGUCGAAAUGAGAAAAAAAGGCGCCUACACGAACGAAAUGUUUGAAAAAUGUAAAUUGGAACGAGAGAAGAUAAUUGUAAAAUAUGAAUUAUUAGAACUUGAUAUUUCGUUUCAGCGUAAAUUGGAUUUCUUGAUCCAACAUAUUAACAAGUUUAAACAGUCUAAUACCAUGACGGAAGAUGAUCUGAUUCAGCUUAAACGGCGCGGUAAAGAUUUGUUGAAUAAAGUUGAUACAAUUUCUAAAGAUACUCGGUUAAAGAAUAUCUUAAAAGAAAAAGUCAACAAGAUUUUAAAACACUUAGGAGAAAUAAAUUUAAAUCAACCAAUAGCGGAACAGAUGAUGUCACUUUUAAAGUCAUUGGACACUCUCAAAAACCCACCAAUACCUGUUGAAACCGGGGCUGCCAUUUUAGCCAGAUUAAUUAAUAUUGUAAGGGCUACUUCACAGGCUCUUGGUUUCGGUAGUUUAUCUUUUACUGAUAGACUUUUACACGGAAUUCUUAGUAACAUGAAUUCAAAGCCAAAAGUGAAGUCUGCGUGA